Phascolarctos cinereus (koala) is the source of this 1421-nucleotide messenger RNA. RefSeq names its product NPR2 like, GATOR1 complex subunit (gene NPRL2). Lineage: Eukaryota; Metazoa; Chordata; Mammalia; Diprotodontia; Phascolarctidae. Gene Ontology annotation, molecular function: GTPase activator activity. Gene Ontology annotation, cellular component: GATOR1 complex; vacuolar membrane. The record is from RefSeq and is a predicted model, not a curated record. Gene Ontology annotation, biological process: negative regulation of TORC1 signaling; positive regulation of autophagy; cellular response to amino acid starvation.
CGCAGGCCACCGGGUGUUCUUGGGUUGUGGGCGGGGCAAGGGAAGGCUUGCGCGCUGCCUUGCUACUGCACAGGUGCCCAAGGGAGCCGGCUCCUUUUCUGCACUUGUUCAGCUCCUCGAGUGGGCGGGGCUGGGGCUCCGUCCCCAGGCCUUUGGGGUCUCCGCGCCCCACCAGCCGCCAUGGGCAGCAGCAGCAGGAUCGAGUGCAUCUUCUUCAGCGAAUUCCACCCCACGCUGGGCCCCAAAAUCACCUACCAGGUCCCCGAAGAUUUCAUCUCCCGGGAGCUGUUUGACACUGUGCAGGUGUAUAUCAUCACCAAGCCGGAGCUCCAGAACAAGCUGAUCACGGUGACAGCCAUGGAGAAGAAGCUGAUUGGCUGCCCUGUGUGCAUCGAGCAUAAGAAAUACAGUCGAAAUGCGCUGCUCUUCAACCUCGGCUUUGUGUGUGAUGCCCGAGCUAAGACCUGUGCCCUGGAGCCCAUUGUUAAGAAGCUGGCUGGCUACCUUACCACACUGGAGCUGGAGAGCAGUUUUGUGUCCACAGAGGAGAGCAAACAGAAGCUAGUGCCCAUCAUGACCAUCCUCCUGGAGGAGCUCAAUGCCACAGGCAGAUGCACCCUGCCUAUAGAUGAGUCUAAUACCAUCCACUUGAAGGUCAUUGAGCAACGGCCUGACCCCCCCAUUGCCCAGGAGUAUGAUGUACCCGUUUUUACCAAGGACAAGGAUGAAUUCUUUAACUCCCAGUGGGACCUCACCACGCAGCAAAUACUGCCCUACAUCGAUGGCUUUCGACACAUCCAGAAAAUUUCUGCUGAGGCUGACGUGGAGCUCAACCUUGUUCGGAUUGCCAUCCAGAACCUGCUGUACUAUGGAGUGGUGACCCUCGUAUCCAUCCUCCAGUAUUCCAAUGUGUACUGCCCCACACCCAAGGUUCAGGACCUGGUGGAUGAUAAGUCACUGCAGGAGGAAUGUCUGUCCUAUGUCACCAAACAAGGGCAUAAGCGAGCCAGCCUCCGAGAUGUCUUCCAGCUCUAUUGUGGCCUCAGCCCAGGCACCACUGUCCGAGACCUCAUUGGCCGCUAUACUCAACAGCUGCAGCAUGUGGAUGAGAGGAAGCUGAUCCAGUUUGGGCUAAUGAAGAAUCUGAUGAGGCGGCUGCAGAAGUACCCGGUGCGAAUCACCGCGGAGGAGCGCAGCCACCCGGCCCGCCUCUACACAGGCUGCCACAGCUACGACGAGAUCUGCUGCAAGACGGGAAUGAGCUACCGGGAGCUGGAUGAGCGUCUGGACAAUGACCCCAACAUCAUCGUCUGCUGGAAGUGAAGCCCUCUGCGGGAGUUGGGAGCACCCGCGCCCUCCGCCGCUGUGGGACUUGGAGGGUAGGGGCGGACUGGGUGAAUAAAGCGCCUUCCUUCUCUGCC